Molecule: messenger RNA, 2789 nt
Organism: Pecten maximus
Lineage: Eukaryota; Metazoa; Mollusca; Bivalvia; Pectinida; Pectinidae
Product: glycine-rich cell wall structural protein-like
Exons: 2
Coding region: 117-1394 (425 amino acids)
Source: RefSeq, a predicted model, not a curated record
UAUAGGAGUUGAUGCUGGCAACCAAGGACUAGGAGGCAUUGUUCAGGAUUUAGGACUCCAGGAUUUAGGUGGAUUAAAUGCCUUUGGCUUAGAAGGGAAUUCUGGAAUCGGAAUUGAUGGUGGAGAGGGGAUUAGGACUAGGAAAUGACAUAGGAAUCGCAGGACUAGGUCUUGAUUUCGGUUUUGGUGGUACAGGAAAUUCAGGUGUAGGGAUUGAUAGUUUAGGACAGUUUGGUUCCAGUUUUGGGACUGGUGUGGAUCUAGGGCACGGUGCUACGGGUGUUGGCGUAAAUGAUCUUGGUGCAGGCACGACCAAACUGGGUAGCGGUGUAGGUGUUCUAGAUAACGGAUUUGGAGGCCCUGGUAUCGGUCUUGGACCUGAUCUAGGUAUGGGAGGACCUGGCGUCGGAAUCGGACAAGAUCAUGGUAAAGGCGGGUCGGGUAUCGGCAUUGGACAAGACUCUGGUCAUGGAUGGCCAGGCGUCGGUAUUGGUCAUGACAUCGGCCUAGGAGGGCCGGGUGUCGGUAUUGGUCAUGACUCCGGUCAUGGAGGGUCGGGCGUCGGUAUUGGGCCAGAUCACGGUAGUGGAGGAAAGGCCGGCGUCGGCAUUGGAUCCGAUCUUGGUUUCGGAGGAGGACCUGGUGUCGGUGUUGGACCCGAUCAAGGUUUCGGCGGAGGACCUGGCGUCGGCAUUGGGUCCGAUCUUGGACUUGGCGGAGGACCUGGUGUUGGUGUUGGAUCCGAUCUAGGUUUCGGAGGAGGACCUGGUGUCGGUGUUGGAGCCGAUCUAGGUUUCGGAGGAGGACCUGGUGUUGGUGUUGGAGCCGAUCUAGGUUUCGGAGGAGGACCUGGUGUUGGUGUUGGAGCCGAUCUAGGUUUCGGAGGAGGACCUGGUGUCGGCAUUGGAUCCGAUAUUGGACUUGGCGGUGGACCUGGUGUCGGUAUCGGGCCCGUUCAUGGUUUUGGUGGUGGACCUGGUGUCGGCGUUGAUAGUGGGCAUGGAAGUGGUCUUAGGUCCAAUGCUGGCAUUGCUGUUAAUCAAGGUUUUGGAAAGUCUGGUUCGGUUGGUAAUUCUGGUGUAGCGGUAGCUUCAAAUAAUUUCCAAGGAAAUUCUGGAGGAUUAGAUUUGAACGGCAUUAUUCCGAAUUUGAAUCUUAAUCUUAAUGGUAUCGGUGCUGACGCUGGAUCUCAAGGAGGUCAAACUGACCCUUUAGUAUUCCAAGACCCUACAUUACCUCCUGGAGGUUCGAAUAAUAUUGCAGUCUCAGAAACAGGGAUGAAUAACUUCGGGUUGUUUCCAGACAUGGGCUCACCAGGCUUCGGUUUGGACAUGAAUCCUGGUAUUGAUUUCGGACAGGCUUCUUCGAAUGGUCCCCUUAAUUUCCCUCUGUAGAUCGUAAUAGUAAACUAUAACUUUUUAAUGAAACUACCUAAGGAGGAGAACAUGUAUUUCUGUACCCAGACCGAUAAAUCUUUUACAGAAAUAUUGGUUUUGAAAUGCGUUGUUAUCUGGGUGAUGUUCAUUGAAGGUUUGACAUAACCUGUAUUGGAGAAAGCUGACUAUUUAUUUGGGUUGGGGUUCUUCUCUAGAAAGACCAUUAUUGCUGGCAUAUCAAAAAUAUUUGACUAACAAACGGACCAGAAACCACACAAAUUAAACAGAUGAAAACAAGAUAUAUAUUAGAAAUUAGAAAUCAGAGUAACAUCCUAAUGAAAAAGUCGACCGUGCAUGUUCUGAAGUACCAGGCAUGUGGUAAAGUCACCAAAACACACAUGUUAUCAGUUAUCAAUGUCAGGCCAUGGACUUUUAUGAAUUAACCUGUUCAGGACACGACACUUUGUAAAUGAUGUAUAUACCAUGAGUUUCUACUGAGUGGUACUGGCCCCGGUAAUGCUAUUCAAGCAACAACUAGCCUGAUCACGGUGUUAGGUAGUUUUUGUCACUGUCACACAUUUAUCGUCACAUUUUGUGACAAAUACAUACAUAAACGAAUUGUUUGUUGGUAUGAAAGUAUUCAUGAAGGACUCCUGACGUGUUCUGUGUAUGUUUAGAUACCUUCGCCUCUCGUAUAGAAAAUAAAUCAUUAACAAAGCCGGGUUUAAUUGCUCUUUAGGGCUAUAUAUAAAAUAAAAAAUGAUUGGUGACUUAUUUUGUAUUUAGGUAUUUCGUUUGUUGUAUGUUUUGUUAAAAAUGUUGUCGGAUAUUUUUAUCAUUCAUACAUGUAUGGGAGCAAAAAUUAAUUUACGAUAUCACGCAUAUAUCAUAUCUAAAUCAUGUUUGCAAUAACGUCCGAAAUAUUUCUCUUGUCACAUUAUUGCACAUAAAGGUAUUUCUCUAACGUUCCUUGAAAUGGAAAACAAAUAUUUCGUCUUUUGAUAAAGGUUGUUUUUGUUGAUUUUAUGUUUUUUAUUAUUAGUUGGAAGUAAAAUGGAUUUUAUGCUAAAUGAUAACGCUAUAUAUCUUUCUCUGUGCCGUAAUUUCUAUUUCUGAAAAGUACAAUCUUUUUCAUAUUUCAUUUGUUAGUUUGUACAUAUUUAACAGUCCCUUUUGCUAAUGAUGCAGUAAGAAAGUAUUGUUGCCAAUGACAACUAGUCUCCUUGUCUGAUGUUUAUCAGAUAUUUAAGGCUAGACAUUAGAUAUAUUUUAAAAGGUUCAAGUUUUUCGAUUUGUAAAUUUUGCUCAAAUUGACUUCCUUCGACUAGUGUUAUAUAAUUGAUGAUAUAAAUGUGGCCAAAUAAUGUUUAAAAUCAUGAGCGACAUUCAUCAAAAUAAAACCAUUAAACUAUA